UACACCAUUUUCCCGUUCCUUCCGUGCGUUUGAGUCAUGUGAGGGAGCCUGUAAUGUCCACAGAGCAGGAUAAAGAUUCAUGCUUUCUAAAACGAAACCGAGGAGGUGAAGGUGGGCUGCUGUUGGGAGAGAAAAAGAGACGCAAGUCUAGCACACAGGCGCCAUCCUUCUCUCCUCUGUCCGAAUAUGCGCCGCCUCCAAACCCGAGCGCGGAUCACCUAAUAGCCUCCAACCCGUUCGAUGACAAUUACAACUCACCGUCCCUGAAGCCGCUUCCUCCUGCCAGCCCUUAUUUUGGCCACUCGCAUUACCCAGGGUUCAGCGGCUAUGGGCUGCCCAGGAUGCCUUCUCCAUACGGAGCUCCUUACCAGAUGCGAAACCAGCCUCAUCCGUUUUCCCAGAAUCCCAUGGGCUUCAAACGGUCACCGGGGUUUAAUUACAGCGAAAACCCAAAUUACGGGCAGCUGUUUAGCAGCGGCGGCAGCAACAGCUUCAUGCAAUUCAGACAAAGUCCAGGAGAGCAUGUCAGUCUUCAAAAUCUGAAUCAAAGUGCUAGUCCAGCUGGUCCGGUUUUCGGUCCAGAGGGAAAUCCAGCCCGGGAUUUGAGCCCAAAUCUCUCUCAUCAACAGAAUAACUUCACGCAAUCCAGCACGCCAACACCCAAACAGGACUCAAGCGAAACGGUGAACAAAAGCGUCCCCUCGCAAAACCAGAACUGUGAAGAAAACAAGACUCAGGACAAUGAGCUAAAGACGAAGAGCGGAGCGGAAAAACUCAACGGCGUGCUUCACGCCAACAAUGAAGCCUUGAAGAAGUCGCCGAGACCCGCAGACGCCCGCAGGGGCGGCAAUAACGCUGCUUUGACCAAUAAUAAAGUUGUGAACAGAAGGAGCACUUCCUCUUCGUCCGAGCCGGUUUAUCCGUGUGGCAUAUGCCUGAGCGAAGUGAACGAUGACCAAGAGGCUAUUCUGUGCGAAGCCUCGUGUCAGAAAUGGUUCCACAGAGUUUGCACAGGAAUGACCGAGACGGCGUACAAUCUGUUGACGGCUGAGACGUCUGCAGUUUGGGGAUGUGACACUUGCGUGGAGGAUAAAGGAGCACCGCUGCUUAAGACACGAGAGGCAUCGGACCGUCGUGAGCGUGACUAACAGUCACUGAUGUCCCUAUCGUUGAGUUCCAGAGUUCUGCUGGCUCCUUGUGUGUCUGCU
Messenger RNA from Sinocyclocheilus anshuiensis, 1208 nucleotides. RefSeq names its product pygopus homolog 1-like. Lineage: Eukaryota; Metazoa; Chordata; Actinopteri; Cypriniformes; Cyprinidae. The transcript is spliced from 3 exons. Bases 54 to 1148 code for a protein of 364 amino acids. The record is from RefSeq and is a predicted model, not a curated record.